This is a messenger RNA of Neoarthrinium moseri, 234 nucleotides long. RefSeq lists its product as uncharacterized. Bases 1 to 234 code for a protein of 77 amino acids. The transcript has 2 exons. The record is from RefSeq and is a predicted model, not a curated record. Lineage: Eukaryota; Fungi; Ascomycota; Sordariomycetes; Amphisphaeriales; Apiosporaceae.
AUGGCAAGUGGAACGGUAGCGGCCAGGUUGAUCGAAGAUGCCGGGCUGCCAGCCCAGAAUGACAACGACGAUGGUGGUAACAACAAUGAUAAUGAAGACAGCACAGUCAAUAUUCGCAAUACGACUAGUUCUGAGCACGCUGUAAACGAUCGCUUUAUUAAUGCUCCAGGAGGAUCUCGCGAUGAGGAUAUGUUGCGGCUCGCUAAUUGCUAUGUCGCGACCGAUGAGGCUUGA